Seminavis robusta is the source of this 897-nucleotide messenger RNA. NCBI's taxonomy places the organism in Eukaryota, Bacillariophyta, Bacillariophyceae, Naviculales, Naviculaceae. The record is from the annotation of a GenBank genome assembly.
AUGAAAUUGGUUGUUGGCAACGCCACAGAUGCCACAUCCACCAAAUAUGCUUCCACAGCUUCUACAUCCAAUUCUCUUGCUGUACAAGAAAUCACCGUCACCCAAUCCACCUUGCCAGAUUUCGAAGCAGCACCUCUGUUUCAUCAGUCAGCAGUGCAUCGCAUCUACUGGAUGCAUGUCCAGAAAACAGGGGGCAGCUUCUUUAUGGCCAUUUUCUUUCGCUUCUGUCCAGAUGCUUUGAUAGCGGAACGAAAAGAAGGCAAGCUGAGAAAGAUCUACCUGAAUGAAGAAGUGUUACUACCAAAAUACCCCCCUGAGAAGUGGUGCUACAACAAGGACUUGAUGUUCUAUAAUAUGCCAAGUCCAGGAUAUCAUCACCCAUACGUCGCACGUCCCAACGAAGAAUUCUUUACCAUGACAAUGUUUCGCAAGCCAAUUGAACGACUUUGGAGUGCCUACAACUUUGGUCGCCAUGGCAGUUGGCAGCCUACCAGCAAUUCAACCUUUGAGGAAUACACACAGGAACCAAAUAUUUGCAACUGCCAGCUCAAAAUGGUGCUGGGUCGCCACUGCCACAAACAAGGCCCUCAGCAGGUUAAACAGAUGGGACCACUCAACAUUUCACUUGCCAUUGAACGAGUCAGCCAGCCACGUUUCUUUUUUGGUAUUACAGGACGAUGGGCCGAAAGCAUGUGUCUCUUCCAUCGCUGGUUUGGGGGAAAGGUGUUGCCAGAUAUUGAUUUUUUUAACAUUCGGAAAGGCUUUGUGCCUGGUGGCUACCAAGGGAAUGUUGUUCUUGAUCAUGAUGAAGUUGAAUGGUUUGAAGGCAUAAUGCCAAUUUUUGAAGCGAGGCUCCGAGCAGCAAACUGUGUGUCAUUUGUUCAACCUGAAUCAUAA